UCUCGUCAAACACAGGUGUUUGUCGGCUUACACGGAAGUAGAGCCAAUGAAAUUGGUACAGGUGCGAAAGUAACCUGAUCAAACGCAGAUAUUUGAGCAAUUAUUACACACUUUUGCUUAUUUUAUUUUUCUCCCUGGAGUUUGGACGGAAGACGGUGGAAGUCCGUUAUUAGGCCUACCGAGGACUGUAAUUCUCUCUGGCAGAAAUGUUCAAGCUUGUGUUUGGAAGGCUAACGCUGGGGCUGCUGCUGUGUGCGACAGGAGCUCUGGCCUUUACUGCCAGCACGAGCACUCCAACGGUGAAAGUCAAGGAGAACGAGGGUGCGGAUCUGAAGUGCUCCCACAGCGCAGACUUUGGGGCAGACGCCCGAGUGGAGUGGAAGUUCCAGGACGCCAAAGCCACGCAGACCUCUCUGGUCAUCUACGAUGGACAGGCAACAGCUAACUUUGCGGGCCGUGUGACCCAGUACUCCGGGGGUCUGCGCUUCAACAAGGUGACCAGGAAGGACACGGGCCUGUACAUCUGCUCUGUGGCCGGCAAUGGCUACUCCGCCGACGCCAAGAUCACCCUCACCGUGCUGGUGGCCCCGUCUAAGCCGAUGUGCCGUAUCCCCGCGUCGGUGAAGAUGGGCACCAACGUCAAGCUGACGUGCAGCGACAGCCAGGCCUCCCCGCCGCCCACCUACAGCUGGUACAAGAACAACGCCCCCCUGCCCCAGGACCCCAGCAAGUUCCCCGACUACCGCAACAUGACCUACAAGCUCAACCCCGCCACCGGCACACUGGUCUUUCCCCGUGUGUCCCAGAUCGAUCAGGGAGAGUACUUCUGUGAGUCCACCAACACAGCUGGACCUCCCCAGCGAUCCGUGGCCACCAAGAUGGCUGUCUAUGGAGUAAACACUGGAGGUAUUGUUGCCGGGGUGAUAAUCCUUCUGAUCCUCAUUGUGUUGCUCAUCGUUGGACUGUGGUUCGCCCAUCGCAAAGGCUACCUCACGAGUGAGUUCUGUGUGUGUGUGUGUGUGUGUUUCUCCGUGGUUCGCCCAUCGCAAAGGCUACCUCACAAAGGUGAAGGAGAGAGUGUCUGGAAGCAGCAGCAGCAGCAGACAGCAGAACUCUGCAGUGUACCGGCCCACGUCAGACUACGGGGACGACGAAGAGGCGGAGUUUAAGCAGAAGUCCUCCUUUGUGGUGUAGGAACACCAUGUGCCCUUCAGUGACCGUAAGCCAUAUGUCACGGACCGACCCAGGGAUACACGACACACAGCGAUUUAUCACGGACUGAUGCACGGAUGCUCGGAUGCAACGACUCUGGAGUCAUACUUGAGUAGAGUAGAGUAGAGUAGAGUUUCAAUGCCCCAGGGGGUCAAUUUAGCUCACAAAGGGUCAAAAUAGCCUUAAAAUCAGAGUGAGAUCAGGCUCAUAUCAGGGUGAGUUUAAGCUCAUAUCAGGCUCAUAUCAUGGUAAUAUCAGGGUAAGAUUAGGCUCAUAUCAGGGUGAGUUUAGGCUCAUAUCAGGCUCAUAUCAUGGUAAUAUCAGGGUGAGAUUAGGCUCAUAUCAUGGUAAAAUCAGGGCCAGUGCUAUACCAGAUCAAGGACAUGUGAGUGAGUGAACUUCAGAGUCAGCUAUUGUUUUUAUCUGUUUUUAUAUAGAUACUGUUCAUAGGUACUGUUUUUUAAAUUAUAAAAUGAUAGAAACCUUUGCACUGAUAUGUCUUGUCUCCUAUGAAACUCCGCCAUAUUUUAACAGUGAUUUGGUAUGCAAUGCUGUGGCCUUUUAAAAUAUAUUUUAAGCUAUGCUGUUUUUUUUUUAAAUAUAUAUUUCUUGUUUUUAUAUAUUUGGUAGAGACUCAGAUCAUUUGUCCUAUACAUGCCAACAUCAAGGCUGCAGUCAGGGAUUGUACACAAUUUCAAGCCCUUAACAUUGUUUUUUAUCACAUGCUCAUUGUGUAAGUGCACAGUUGUAAAAGACAAAAACAAAAGAAAAGAUCAUUUAUUUGAGAUGGAGUCAGCAAUUGUACACUCUUUUCUAGACCAUACUAAGGUUGUCACAUUCAGAGAACGUCUCUUUACGAUGUGGUUACUGCCCAUUCUGUGACAAUACUGCAAAAAAAAAACAGUCUCUGAAACUGAAAACCGAUAAAGUGGGGGCCGCCUGUCCUCCAAACAAAAUCUUAAACCCUAUGAGCGACCUCUCUGCUGUGUUUCGUUAGGGCCUUGGUUAGAAUAUAAUGUAAGUUUUAAGUUUUAACAAAAGCGUCUGCUUAUUAUUCUAAAUCUAAAAAAGACUUCCUGCACAAUCGCUGACUUUAAACUUUCUAAAUACGGGAGAUUUCUGAUGGACCGAAAUAGCCCGCUUGAUUGUGAGAGAAUAGCUGUUACAUAGUAGCAUUUGCUAAGUAGCUUGCCCAUCAUUGGAGGGUAUUUGCUAAGUAGCUUGCCCAUUACUAGUAGCAUUUGCUAAGUAGCUUGCCCAUGACUUGUAACAUUUGCUAAGUAGCUGCCCAUCACUGGUAGCUGUGCAGAUUCUCCCAGACUCAGGAUUUGGGUUGCCAGGUUUUAUGACCAAUGAGUCAAAAUGGUAUGUGACUGUGUGAUUUGCUGGAUAUAUUUCAUACACAAUCUGUGUAUGAGCAACUUGGGUCAGAUAAAUUAUGGGAGUUUUCCGGGAUAAAUAACAACCGCCAGGUGUGUUGCCAGGUAUGGAGUUGUCCCAUGUGUGUUGCCAGGUAUGGAGUUGUCCCAUAUUUGCUCGGAAAUGGGGGAAUAGGGGUGGUAAUGGGGCUUUAAAUGAUGGCCAAAGCACAAUAUUUCAAAGACAAAAUGAAGAUAAUUUAAUAACCAAGAAUAAGAAAGAACUAUUUAUAAUUUAAAUUUAUAUUAAUUUGAUAAAUGAUCUGUGGUAACAUCACCGCUUUACACAAGGACUUUGCCUUGUUAUUGAAGUAGCUUAACUAGGUCCGUCGUGCACCGCCUUCGCCAUGAGUAUACUGCAGCACACUCAGCUUUCGACUAACUGAUAUACCAAAUGUUUUAAUACAACCCUGCACACAACCGCUGAAUCCUUUCGCCACCCCCUGCAGAUUGUGAUGCAGUUCUAACUCCAUGGUUUAUCAAAUACUGUUGAACAUUCCGGUGUCUCUCCCGAGAGAAAAUGUCAACUCGCUUACGUCGUCAUCAUCACCCAUGUGCAGAAUUUAGACGUUAGACUUUCCACUUUGUCCUCCAUAGCCAACACACACACACACACACACACACACACACUCUCUCGCUCCUCCAGUCUAUCCUCUACAUUGUGACAUUGAGUUGUGUUUUUUUAAGAAAUAACUUUUGAUGAUCUGUUGCUGUGCGUGUGUGUGUGUACAGGACAAAGGUAGUCAUAUCCACUGGUGACUAUUUAUAGUGAAGCUUUGUAAUAUAUUGCAGCAUUUUAAACAUCUGUUGUUGUUGUUGUUGUUGUUGUUGUUUUUACAGUCUAAUAAACUUUGCAACAUAGUU
Messenger RNA from Sardina pilchardus (European sardine), 3494 nucleotides. Its product is annotated as junctional adhesion molecule A-like. Gene Ontology annotation, biological process: intestinal absorption; cell adhesion; regulation of membrane permeability. The coding region runs from base 207 to 1169 and encodes 320 amino acids. Gene Ontology annotation, cellular component: bicellular tight junction. The record is from RefSeq and is a predicted model, not a curated record. Lineage: Eukaryota; Metazoa; Chordata; Actinopteri; Clupeiformes; Clupeidae. The transcript is spliced from 10 exons.